This is a messenger RNA of Dioscorea cayenensis subsp. rotundata (Guinea yam), 1458 nucleotides long. RefSeq names its product acyl transferase 7-like. NCBI's taxonomy places the organism in Eukaryota, Viridiplantae, Streptophyta, Magnoliopsida, Dioscoreales, Dioscoreaceae. The coding region runs from base 78 to 1334 and encodes 418 amino acids. The record is from RefSeq and is a predicted model, not a curated record. The transcript has 2 exons.
CACUUCAACUACAACAGCAAAUAGUCACAUAUAUAGUUGCAGUUGGAUGAUCAAAAUAUUGGAGGAGAUCAGUUAGAAUGAGCUACUCGGUGAGCAAGUUAUCACAAGGACUGGUAGUCCCCGCCGAGGCAACGCCUGGCGGUAGACUAGCCCUCUCGGACCUUGAUCAGACCCCUCUGCUACGGUGUCUGGUGCCAUCGUUGCACUUAUUCAAGCACGGACCUUGGGACGCUGCCAAAGUUAUUAGGACAGCGUUGUCCAAGGCCCUGGUCUUCUACUACCCUCUGGCUGGAAAGCUCGUGGAGGAUGAUGAGACUGGAGAGUUACACGUGGACUGCACCGGCAACGGAGUCUGGUUCAUCGAGGCCUCUGCGAAUUGCAGCUUGGAAGACGUGAAUUACUUGGAACACCCCUUCUCCAUCUCCAUUCAAGCUCUACUCCCUGACUCACGUCCUCACAUAAACCUCGAAGAUCACAUCAUACUCAUCCAGGUGACGCAAUUCACUUGCGGUGGCUUUGUCAUCGGCAUACGAUUCUCACACACGAUUGCCGAUGGCAAAGGUGCGGCGCAGUUCUUUCAUGCGGUGGCCGAGCUGGCAAGAGGCAUGGAACGGCCGUCGAUCAUACCGGUCUGGUCUAGAGAGUUCGUCAAGAGGCGGAUUGCCAGAGCACCUGCAGCAGGAGCACCAUCAAACUCACCUUCGAAGCGGCUAGAAUAUAUGAUCAUCGACGUGCCAACCGAGCACAUCAACAAGCUGAAACAGGACUACCUGGAUGAGACGAGCAAACCAUGCUCCACCUUCGACGUCCUCAUCGCCACCGUGUGGCAGCGCCGCACCCGAGCCAUCUGCUUACCACCGGAUGCUCUCACUAAGCUUAGUUUCGCAGCCAACUUCCUUCACCUCUUAACUCCCGCACUACCCGCUGAAGGGGGUUACUAUGGCAACUGCUUCUACGUACUCAAAGCCAAGGCACCGAGCGAGAUGGUCGCUAAUGCGUCUAUUGUGGAACUAGUGAAGAUCAUCAAGGAAACCAAAGGGAAGCUGGCGGAGGGGUUUGCAAAGUGGGUGAAAGGAGAAGAUGAUGAUGAUGAGGGUGAUAGUGACUGCUAUGACACGCUGAACGCUACGGACUGGAGGCAUUUGGGAUUCAACGACGUGGACUAUGGAUGGGGAAAGGCAGCGCGCAUAGUGCCAUUUGAGCACACAGACUUCAUGCCCUUCUGUGUCCUUGGUCUGCCACCGGCCAAAGAGAACAGCGUCCGACUCAUGACUUACUGUGUCCUCAAUGAACAUUACGCUGCGUUUCGUGAUCAGAUGAUCAGCCUGGCAUGAACUAUUAAUUAAUACCUACGACUUUUAUAUAUGCUCCUAUAGCUAAGCUACCUAUUUGUGUAAUUUUAUCUAGUAUAAAAAUAAAUAAGUCAUGAUUAAUUUGAAGACUGCUCAGUUUAAUUAA